Molecule: messenger RNA, 3886 nt
Organism: Salvia splendens (bonfire salvia)
Lineage: Eukaryota; Viridiplantae; Streptophyta; Magnoliopsida; Lamiales; Lamiaceae
Exons: 6
Coding region: 1-876 (291 amino acids)
Cellular component (GO): plasma membrane; plasmodesma
Source: RefSeq, a predicted model, not a curated record
AUGCAGAGACUGGCUCUUAUCAUACUCUCCGCCGUUAUGCUUCUUCUAACGUUUCUUGGAUUCGUGUUUUCAAUCUUUGGAAUGCAGGUUCUUGUUUACCUAUUGGUGGUCACGGGAUGGAUUCUUGUGACCGGGACAUUCAUACUAUGCGGGAUCUUUCUUCUUCUGCACAACGUGACAGGGGAUACAUGCGUAGCAAUGAACCAGUGGGUCCAGAACCCGACUGCCCAUACAGCUCUCGACGACAUCCUGCCUUGCGUGGACAACGCCACCGCCCAAGAGACCUUGACCAAGAGCAAGGAAGUAUCAUCACAGCUCGUCACAUUGAUGAACACGGUCAUCUCCAACAUCUCCAACGCCAACAACGUCCCCAACUUCCUCCCGUUGUACUUCAACCAAUCAGGCCCUCCCGUGCCAAACGUGUGCAAUCCGUUCAAUCCCAACCUCACCAGCCGUGCUUGUGCACCCGGUGAGACCAACCUCAGCAAUGCCACUGAGGUGUUAGGUGGUUACGUCUGCCAAACAUCGUCGAACGGGAUAUGCACGACACAGGGCCGUCUGACGCCGGCCAUGCACACGCAGAUGGCUGCUAGUGUGAAUGUGAGCUAUGGCUUGUUUAAGUAUGGUCCUUUCUUGGCUAAUGUCCAAGACUGUAGUUUUGUGAGGGAUACGUUCUCGGCCAUAGAGGCCUAUCACUGUCCCGGACUGCGUAGGUAUAGCAAGUGGAUCUAUGUCGGGCUCGUGAUGGUUGCCCUCGCGGUCAUGCUGUCUCUGCUGUUUUGGGUCAUAUACGGAAGGGAGAGGCGCCACCGUGUUUAUACAAAGGCACACGCGCCUCAAGGAGCACCGGGUUUCGAUGAAGACAAGCAUGCUUAGGUUUUGAGGGGCCAUGCAUUGGUGCUUCAAUUGAUGAUUUUGGCUUCAUUUGUAGCAUAACUUCAUUUGCACUGUUGUUUUAGGUGUAGAUAUAUAUUUGUAUUAGUACAUCACAAGUUAUGUUAAUAGUUUUCAAUUGUCAAACGCUCUCAAAUUUAGAGAUAAUUAAGUCUUGUGUGUUAGACGAAAAAUACACUUUAGUUGAUAUUACGUUUUUUUAUUGUAUAAAUUAAGACGCAUAGGAGGCCAUAAUUUGUCACCAUGGGAUAAUCUGCCUUUUAAGUACAAAACAUCAGAUGAGAUCAUGAGAACAUAUUGAAAAUUUAUAAUAUCGUGUUAAAAUGACGGGUUGAAGCAUUAAUUAUAAAAUAAUUCUAUAUUGUAGAAACAUAAUUAUUGUUUUACACUUAGAUUUAUUAAUUAUAUAAAAAAAUGUUCGGAAUCGAAUCAAAUUUAGGUCUACAAAGCCAAAACACAAGCCACCCAUUUCUAUUCUUGUAUCCUUAUCUCUACAUUUUAUAAUGCCAAUUAUAUAUGCUGAAUGAGCUGGCUAAUGUUGGAUAUAACACCCAAAAACAAUAUUUACCCCAUUUUAAUAACUAAUACUAUUGAAUUAAAUAUUCAAUAAUGAAGGCUUGAUAUUUUGAUUAUUAAUUCAAUUCGAGCAAGUUGGUAUUGAAAAUUAAUAAUAAUACUAAAUAAUUUCAUAUGAUACGCAAUUGCGGACAGAUGAAUAUAUUAUAAACUGCACUAGGUGAUUGUGGGAUUUUGUGACAAGUUGAGCCCAUUUUUUGCAGUUUUUUCUUAUUCAUUUCGUUACAAUUAUUGAGUUUACUAUUUCCCGUUUUCAAUUGUCACAUUAAUAUUAACCGUUACCGUGGCUUCUGUCCGAAAAAGGCGACACAUGACUAUUAAUAUUAAAUUUUCAUUGUCACAUUAAUUCUAUAUGGAUUUACAAUUUUCUCUAUAUUCGGAAUUAAAUAUCCUAUUUACUUGAAGAAAAACAAAUGUGAGCAGAAUCUUUAGGUGUGCAUUUUUUCUCCACUCCCAGAAAUAAUCAAUUUAGGCACCAAAUUACAUGUUAAACCCAUCCAAAUUGAUAUAAUUGAGUUUGACUAUAAUUAUAAACCUAAACUACAUAAGGAACAAUUAAAAAGGAACUACAUGCUUUACCAAAAAAAAAGGAACUACAUGUGAAGAUAAAUGUCAAAACGAACAAACCGCCACGAAAUAUUAAAUAACCAAUAAAUAUAUUGCUAGUGAAAUUCUGAUUUCUCUUCCUACCACCAUUAACCCAAAUAUUUAUUCCAAACAAAAUUGAUGAAACACACGACCCCAACAAUUUGUACUACUACCUAAUAUUUCAAUUUUAGAAAUUCACUCAAUCACCCUCUCCGUCCCGAUGAUAACAUUUUUUUCUUGACACGUUUCAUUCAUAAUGACACAUUUUUUUAAAAUACAAAUAUUAUUCUAUAUUUUAUCUACAUUCAUACUUUUACUCACUUUUACUCUGCUCACUUAAUUUAUAUAGCAAAACUUUAUACUAGUAUUAUCAAAUAGUAAGAAAUAUUUCGUUUAAAAUGGAACAUAGAGAGCAUUACUUUCUUCAUCCUAAGAGAGUUAAGUUAUACUCCUUUCGCCCCUGUAAUUGUUCACUUUAGUUUUGAUGCGGUUUUAAGGAACGUAAAGAAAAUAAAUUGAAAAAAUUAAUAAAAUAGUAUACUUCUUAAUUUUAUAAAAAAUGUGAGUAAAAUGAGUUAGAGAAAUAUGUAAUCUACUAAUCAUCUAUGGUAAAAAAAAAUAAAAGUGAUCAAUUAAUAGAGUUGAUUGAUAUGAUAAAAGUGGACAAUAUAACUUUUCGAACAAAACAUUAUAUUCUCUCUUCAUUUUAACUUUUAAAAUAAAAUUUUAAAAUUACUUAUCCAAAAUAAAUGAUUUAAAUCACUUGGAACAUAUGAAUAUCACAUUAUCACUCAUUAAAUUACUCUUCUCCCCAAUUAGCUAGAGACGAAAAAAAUAUUUGUUUAGUAUUCAUUGCUUAGAGAUGUGUGCCAACUGGAUAAUUCUGUUAUCCAACACAUAUCAUAUACUCCCUAUUUCACUGAAACCACUAAAUUUUGUGAAUGUGUAAAUAAAAAGUAUGCAUAUGUGUUGUCUAUAUUCAUAAUGGGUAUUUAUGGCCUCUCCAAUUGGCCCACAUCCAACCAUGUCAUGUCCAGCUGCCUCUAGACCUUAACCACGUCCAAAUUCGUAAAUAGGAGUAUUCAUUAAAGUUUUUUCUUUUUCUGUAUUUAAUACUAUUUUUAUUUUUGUUUAUGUUUUACUGUUUAUAUAUUUAUGUUAAAUUUCAGAUAGUAAUUCAUUCACAGUAUGUCAACAUUACUUCCAAAUGUCCAGCUGGCAAUCAUUUCCGCUUCCAAACUGAUCUACUUUUUUUCUUCCCUCCCUUUUUACUUUUUUUUAUAGUAUAGCUUUUAUGGAAUACUUGUAAUUCUAUUUUUUUUAUUUUGAUUCUUGAAGCAAAAAUUUAGCAUUCUUUCUAUACUUACUCCAGUAAAUAGGAGUACUAUAUUACCAUCAUUUUCUUCUCUUCAAAAGUGAUGAUCUCAUUUUGUAUAUUUUUAUUUUAUUUAAAUCGAGAAUAUUUUAUGUUGGAUUUUACUGUGGUCUCCCCGCAGUAACUUUCGAAAUAUACUGUCCAAUCCACCGGCAUCAACUUCCGUAAAAUCAACAGAAUUCUAUUUUUAGUAAUUUCCAUCUCCCAAAGCUGAGGUGAAAAAAAUAGUCACAAAAUCAUCCAUAGCCUCUAACUUCGAGUUCCACGAUAAUCACUCCCCCAAUACUUGCACGCAACACUCCUCAGAUCUCAACACAGUUGAAAAAUUAACAUUAAAAAUUAAUAACAGUAACAAAUAAUGAAAUAUUGAAACAAACGAACGGAACUUACCUCAUACGAACGAUGAAACGGACGAACGGAUUCACGGAAACGAUACGAUACACGUAACGGAAU